Molecule: messenger RNA, 681 nt
Organism: Coniophora puteana RWD-64-598 SS2
Lineage: Eukaryota; Fungi; Basidiomycota; Agaricomycetes; Boletales; Coniophoraceae
Product: glutathione S-transferase C-terminal-like protein
Exons: 3
Coding region: 1-681 (226 amino acids)
Biological process (GO): translational elongation
Cellular component (GO): nucleus; cytoplasm
Source: RefSeq, a predicted model, not a curated record
AUGUCCCACGUUGGCACAUUCUAUGGCUUUGAGAAGCAGCGCCAGGCCAUAACCGUGCGCGCCGUGGCGGCGUUCACGGGCCAGUCGCUCAUCACACCCCCCGUCAUAUACGGCGAGACAAACAAGACGCCCGAGUACCUCGCGCUCUUUCCAUUCGGCAAGGUCCCCGCGUUCAAGGGCGCGGACGGAUUUUUGCUCACCGAAGGAGCAACCAUUGCUCGGUAUCUGGCAGCGAGGAAUCCAGAGAGCGGGUUGCUGGGAAAUGAUAUCAAGGAGAGCGCGCUGAUCGACCACUGGGUGCACUUUGCGGAGACGAACCUCCACACGAACCUGGAGCCCAUUUUUUUCUGGUCCGUUGGCAUUGCGCCGGGGUACACGCCUGAGCAAACAGAUUGGCUAUACGACCGUGCCAUCUUCGGGCUCGGCCACGUCGAGUCGUACCUGGGUGAAGAGGGCGGGCGCGAGUACCUCGUUGCGGGGCGACUGACGCUUGCGGACCUUGUCAUGGCUGCAACCAUCUACUUCGCGACGCGGGUCGUCCUUGGCAAGAAGGAGCGCGACGCGCUGCCAAGGACGAUGGCGUACUUUGAGAGGAUCAAGGCAGACGAGCGCGUGGGCGGAGAGAUCACGGAACCCGAAUAUUUGGAGGUCAGGUGGGAGGGAAAGCCAGUGACGAAUUAA